Messenger RNA from Saccostrea echinata, 785 nucleotides. RefSeq lists its product as uncharacterized. The record is from RefSeq and is a predicted model, not a curated record. The transcript has a single exon. The coding region runs from base 1 to 423 and encodes 140 amino acids. Lineage: Eukaryota; Metazoa; Mollusca; Bivalvia; Ostreida; Ostreidae.
AUGCGGAAGUUAAUAUUCCUAGCUCUUUUCCUCUCUAUGGCGGUGGUCUAUGCAAAACGUCCAAAUUACGCCAAUCAAGGAAGAUCUAAACUUCAGGUCUGUCGUUUGGACUGUAUUUACGACUCUGUUAUGUGUGCUGCUCCAUGUCGUCUGCUGUUCCGAUCCUCUCGCACAGGAUACCUUAGCUGCGCACGUGACUGCGGAUUGGAGCGAAGAGCAUGCUUUUACGCCUGCGCGAACGCCGAAAAGCAAGCGCAUGUCCAGUCGCCCGAACAAGUGGUAACACAGGCGACAAGGCCCUCACCUAAGCCGACACAUGGUGGUCAUGUGGCGACACACACUGCUCAUGCGGAGAAACAUGCUGAUCAUGUGGAAGUUGACGGACAGGAGACAGGCGAAUCAAAUGAAUCAGUUGAAGAUUAAACCAAGCUAUUUGUUUCUGAAAGAUGGACAAAAUCUCAUGCACCAAAGCCAAAUGAGCCUGGAUGAUCACGACAAUCGAAAUAUCAGUAUUCAAGGCAUGCAUGCGAAAUGGAAAAAUUAGCGGGUCUCCAACGCACAACAAGUACUUGAGUCAGACACUGUUGAUAAACUGUGAUAUUAACUUAUCGUACUUUUUGAAUUAUUUAUUGAAAUAUUUUAGUUUUCGUUGAUAUUCAAUGUUUAUAAAUAAAAGAAGAUAAAACGAUAUGUCUAUGAAGACUUGAACUAUUUGGGAUUGUCUGGGUUAUCCAGGGUGUCUUUGCAAAAAAAGCACUCGAUUUUUAAUAAAACGAUGCAUUAAA